CAUUGUUUCUGUUACUAUUAUUAUUCUAUAGAUUUAUUGAGUAUGUGCCAAGAAAAUGAAUCUUAAUGUCUUAUAUUUACUUUGAUAAUAAAUUUACUUUGAACUUUGUCAAGUCUCUCUCACAGCCUUCAGCAGAGAAAAAAAAAUCAACCAACUUUACCUCCAAAUGAUGGAAUGGACCGGAGUUUGAUGUCAAAGCCAUAGUGGUGAGCAGUAUUUACACCUUAAUUAUAUAACCUUGGGUGGAGAUACAUAUGCAAAUAUGGCCACCCAGAUUUUGCAGUACCACCAACCUCAAGAACAUCUUCUGCCCCUCCCUUAUAAGGUUAUUGAAUGGUUUCCUAGUAUGAAAUUGAUCUCUUUAUCUCAUAAUCAGACACUAAGUUUAUGAUCUUGCACCUUGCUGUUUACCUGCACUGCAUUUUCUCUGCAGCUGUUACACUUUAUCCUACAUCCUGAUAUUACGUUACCUUGUUUUGUCUCACUGCUCUGUGUAAUGAUUUGAUCUGUAUGAGCAGUAUGCAAAACAAGCCUUUCACUAUAUCUUGGUACACGUGACAAUAGUAAACCCAUUCCAAUUCCAAUUCCAAACACACUGCUCUACUGUUGCUGAAAUGAAAUGUCAUUUUUCUCCCGGGUCAGUUUUGAAAAGUUUUGAGCUGCAUGAUGUUGCUCUGAUUUUGCAGUUGCAGAGGGACCCAUCACUGUGGUUGUUCCCCACCAAUCCCUUGCAGAGGGUGCUCCAAGCUUCAGUGCGUUACUCAGCAUGUACUCCUGCAUGGUGGACUGUGUCAUUCCUCCACGGAUAUCUCGAUGCGCUGGCAGGCCAACAACUUUCUGGCAGUCCUCAGGACAUCUUGCACUAAAUCGUCACGCCAGUGGCAUCUGAUGCUCAUCUCCGUGUGCGUACCUGGGAGCAGCUGCUCAGAAUGAACCAGACAAAAGAUGGGGAGAAAGUGACAAAUGUAAAAGUACUCGGAAAAAUUGAAGAUGGGUUUGCCAUUGAGGUUUGAGGACUGUCUGUAUCCUCAAAGAAAGCAAAUACACUUGGUGGGAGAUGGACUAACCCAAAUCUGAAACUGAACAAUUACAAACUGGGUUGGUUAUGAAAGCGGAAUAUAUAUAACAAACAUGCGAAAGCGGAUGUGUACAAACUACACUCUGUUUUGGAUGCGUCACUGAGUCGUUACUUCCUUUGAUCUUAUGCAAAUAUCAACAGCACCAAAUCCUGGGCAAGUCAAAACUUCCUCAGGAAGGCCAGAGCCAUUGUUUUUGCUUAGCCUUCUCCAUAAACUCAGUAUGCAGCGGCUCCAUUAUUCCCAGAUCAAACUGCAAAAGCUUGGUGCAUUGUUUUACUCUGAGCUAAACAUCAUCAUCAAAUUCUGCCCAUCAAUCAGUACCACUUAAUAAUGGCUCAACUACACUGUCCACCUUUGUCGCCAUUUCAACCCCUUGCUGCUGAAAUCUUCAUUCACAUGUUUGUCAUCAUGAAAUAUUCUUCCAAGGCCUCUUGUAAUCUUGUAAAUACUCCCUGUCUCCCAAUUCAUGAAUUUAAUAUCCUCAUUUUCAUUUUAAAAUUGCUCGAGUUUGCUGCGUUCUGUUUUGCAAGCAAUACUGAUGUUGCAUCCCUAUUGUAGCUUCUCAACCUCUGGCAUUUUUCACAUCUGUAUUGGUAGCUGAGGCUUCAGCUAUUUCAGCCCUAUUCUCUCGUGCUUCGUUGCUUAACUUUGCUGCCUCUCCAUUUCAAUCUUUUAUAAACAUCUCUAAAACCGUUCCUGCUCCCUUCUGUUGGACAAGUGAAUGGUCGCUUCAUCAUGCAUUUUAUUUUUUUUCAUCCUCUUAGCUUUGUGUUAUAUAAAUUAAUUGUACACCAAAAUGAAGAUCACCUAAACUGCUGUUAAACUCCAGACUUUUGGUAAAAACAUAUACACUGACAUGAGUAUUUUUGCCAGAUAUCUUGUGGCAUCGUAAGGCCACUUUUACAAACCUACCAAUUCCCAUGGUUUUCUUCCCACCCUGUCUCCUGUAUUCACUUUUCUCAUUUCCUUCAUUUCCACCACACCAGUUCCCAGGAUGCAGCUUUUCUUUCCAGGACAGCGGAGAUGUCCACAAUUUUGAAAGAACAUGGUUUCCCUGCUAACACCAUUAAUUCUGCCUUCAGUUGUAUCUCCUCCAUUUCCCGAACAUCUGUGCCCACCUGAUCUGCCCGCCACCUUAACAGUGAUAAAAGUUCCUCUUACCCUUACCUGCCAGCCCAAGACCCUCCAUAUCCAACACAUCAUUCUCCAUAACUUCCGGCAUCCUCAAAGGGAUCCUACCAUCAAACAUAUAUUUUUACCAACAGGGAAAAACAGUUCUGCUUUCCACAGGGUUCUCUCCCUGUGUGAUUCCCUCGUCAACUCAUACUUCCCCACUAUCUCCUUCCUGGCACUUACCCCUGCCGGAGGCCACUGUGCUACACCCGCCCAUCCACCUCCAUUCUGGGCCCCAAACACUCCUUCCAGGGUAUGCAACACUUCACCUACAAAUUUGCUGGGGUCUUCUAUUGUGUCCAGUGCUCUCAAUGCAGGAGCCUUUACAAUGUUGAGACCCGUCAUAAAUUGGGGGACCUCUUCAUCGAGCACCUCUGCACCAUCCGCCACAAGCAGGGCUUCCUGGUGGCCAAACAAUUUUAAUUGCAAUUCCCAUUCCUGUUCCAAUGUGCCAAUCCGUGGCCUCCUUUUGUGCCACCAUGAGGUCACCCUCAGGGUGGAGGAGCAACACCUUGUAUUCCGUUUGGGUAGCCUCCAACCUGAUAACAUGAUUUUUGAUUUCAUAUUGGAAGUUUUUCUCUACCCCUCCCCUCUUCUAUUCCUCAUUCUGGUCUCUCACCUCUACUCACCUGUCUUAACACCCCUCACCCCCCUUCUCCUCAUCCCCUCCUCCUUCCCUUUCUCCUAUGGUCCACCUUCCCCCUCCAGCCCUUUACCUUUUCCACCCACUUGGCCUCACCUACCACCUUCUUGCUAUCAUCUUUACCAUCCCCCCAUCUUUCUAUUUUUGCAUCUUCCUCCUUCCUUUUUAGACUUGAAGAAGGUCUUGGCCUGAAACAUCAACAGUUUAUUCAUUUUCACAAGUGCUGACUGAGCUGCUGAGUUCCUCCUGCAUCUUGUGUGUGUUGUUCUGGAUUUCCAGCAUCUGCAGAAUUUCUUGUGUUAUUGAUCACCACUUUCUCUUUUCUCUUAAGCUCUCAAUAUAGGUACUUAGAAUUUUUAUCCUUCCCCUGGAUAUUCAGAGUUUUAUAUUCUUGAAAUACACGGGCACAGUGUUGAGUAGUUUCAUUUGGCAGGCUGUUUCUAACUUCAUAAACUCUCAAAUUGUGAAUGAAUGCAGGACACAGAGCCUAUUAGAAUAAUUGGGUUUGAACAAGUGAUUACAGCAAUUUAGUCAUUUCCAACUGUGAUACAGCUGUCUGGAUUUGCCUUUAUUCUUCAUGCACAUCCAAAGAUGAUUUCAAGUUUAUUUCCUGAAAAAAAUAAGCUUAUGAUUAAAAAAGAUAUAAACAUAUCUAUGAAAUUAAUUUCUGUGAAUGUUUAUUGUGGUUCAUUUACUAGCGCUCCCAGAUGUCCCACAGUGUUGAGCUUAAAGAUAUUGGCAGAUAUACCUGAGGUACCGCCUGUGCGAGCAUGAAUAUUCCCUGCUUUAUUAUACAGUAAUAGUGCCAGUGCAUCCAAGAGCCCCUCAACCCUAUUGUAGGGUUUUGGAGGCUUUUGUGAGUCUUAAUGACAUGGAGGGCAAUGUUGGCUAGAGUCAAGGCUUGAUGCUUUGGCUCUUGGUAGCAUCACCAAGGGUAGAGGCCAGACAGAGUGGUCCACCAGUCAUCUAGCUUUGGGGGUUUAGCUCAGGGCUGACGACCCUGGCUGGUCCAAAAAAAAUGUUACAGAGAAAACAGAGUCCUUCGAUAUUUGUGUGAGACCAACAACAGACAGAGUUGGAGGACCUUCAUUGCUGUGCUAAAUUCCAGCAGUGUAAUGGGCAGAUGAAUAAAUAAGUAGUUCCGGUAACAUUAUAUUGUCUUACCUAAACAUGCACCGCGCACUUUAUGUCAAUCUUCAGCCCUUGUCGCUCUGGGACUUCGCCAAUAUUAGUUUGUGUCCCAUGUGCUGGAUCGUAACUAAAUGUAAUAUGUGUGACUAUAUGUAUUGUGUUUUGCACCUUGGCCCCAGUGGAGUGAUGCUUCGUUUGGUUGAAUAUGUGUGAUGAAUAACAAUAAACAUGAAGAGGCACUGCUUUUGGAUGAGCAAUAAUGCUCCACCUGUCCUUUCAGAUGGAACUGAAAGACCAAGCAUGCAUCUGAAGAAGAGUCAAGGAGGUUUCAAUGAUACCCCGGCUUUUUAGACUGACCGUUCUCUGUGGGACCUUGUCAUGUCAAAUUAGCUAUACAUCUCCAACAUGAAAACAAUAACUAAUUUUCAGCAAGUAAUUCUUCUUCAGCUGUGAAAUACUGUGCGAUUAUCUGGAGUAAUGAAAGUUGCUCUAUUUUCUCUGUUUAUUGUGAAAUAGUUUAUAAAAUGGCAGUAGCUUCAUUCUAAUUAAAUCCCUCUAUGUUGAUAAAAGUUUUAUGACGUAUUUAUUUCAUGAAGAAGGUGGUUGAUUUUAAAACUUAGUUAAACCUGUUAUUUGUAAUAAUUUCAUCCA
This is a messenger RNA of Hypanus sabinus (Atlantic stingray), 4677 nucleotides long. RefSeq lists its product as uncharacterized. Bases 2125 to 3087 code for a protein of 320 amino acids. The record is from RefSeq and is a predicted model, not a curated record. The transcript has 2 exons. NCBI's taxonomy places the organism in Eukaryota, Metazoa, Chordata, Chondrichthyes, Myliobatiformes, Dasyatidae.